This is a messenger RNA of Hippopotamus amphibius kiboko, 1450 nucleotides long. RefSeq names its product MAF1 homolog, negative regulator of RNA polymerase III (gene MAF1). Lineage: Eukaryota; Metazoa; Chordata; Mammalia; Artiodactyla; Hippopotamidae. Gene Ontology annotation, biological process: negative regulation of transcription by RNA polymerase III. The record is from RefSeq and is a predicted model, not a curated record. Gene Ontology annotation, molecular function: RNA polymerase III core binding. The transcript is spliced from 8 exons. Gene Ontology annotation, cellular component: nucleus. Bases 182 to 964 code for a protein of 260 amino acids.
GCGGAGGCCGCGGCGCCGCCCUCCUGUCCUGAGGAGCCCGCGCUGCCCGGAGCCCGCACCGCCUACUCACCCGCACCGACGCCGAUCGACCUGACCCUACCCGGUCCGGUCCGGCCCGAUUGAGAGCAGCGCAAGCAGGCAGCAGUAGCCCCUCGGAGCACAGGACCCUCUCCCCGAGGACAUGAAGCUGCUGGAGAACUCCAGCUUCGAGGCCAUCAACUCGCAGCUGACUGUUGAGACAGGAGAUGCCCACAUCAUUGGCAGGAUAGAGAGCUAUUCGUGUAAGAUGGCAGGCGACGACAAGCACAUGUUCAAGCAGUUCUGCCAGGAAGGCCAGCCGCACGUGCUGGAGGCGCUGUCCCCGCCCCAGACCUCGGGCCUUAGCCCCAGCAGAUUGAGUAAGAGCCAGGGUGGCGAGGAUGAGGGCCCCCUCAGCGACAAGUGCAGCCGCAAGACCCUCUUCUACCUGAUUGCCACGCUCAACGAGUCCUUCCGGCCGGACUAUGAUUUCAGCACAGCCCGGAGCCACGAGUUCAGCCGGGAGCCUAGCCUCAGCUGGGUGGUGAAUGCGGUCAACUGCAGUCUGUUCUCGGCAGUCCGGGAGGACUUCAAGGCCCUGAAGCCGCAGCUGUGGAACGCCGUGGAUGAGGAGAUCUGCCUGGCGGAGUGCGACAUCUACAGCUACAACCCAGACUUGGACUCAGACCCCUUUGGGGAAGAUGGCAGCCUCUGGUCCUUCAACUAUUUCUUCUACAACAAGCGGCUGAAACGGAUUGUUUUCUUCAGCUGCCGCUCUAUCAGCGGAUCCACCUACACUCCCUCGGAGGCAGGCAACGAGCUGGACAUGGAGCUCGGAGAGGAAGAGGAGGAAGAGGAGGAAGAGAGUGGCGGUGGAGGCAGCGAGGGCGCCCCCGAGGAGACCAGCACCAUGGAAGAGGACAGGGUCCCGGUGAUUUGUAUGUGACGAGGAGGAGCAGAGGUCUUAGCUUCACCCGGCUUCAAAUAGUGCCUGGACCUGCCCACCUGAGGAGCCCCAGGGCCUCCACAGCUGCCGGCCAGACCCUGGCGCUGCCACAGCACCAGCGCCACUCCAGGCCACACCUGCCUAGCCCUUUGGCUCUAGCCCGUGGAUGUCCACCCACUCCCACAGGCUCCUGCUGCCCACACUGUGGCUGGACUGGACAGCACAGGGCCUGGUGGGAGGAGCCACUGCCCUGCCCUAAGGAACUGACACAGGCAGGGGCAGCUGGAUCACAAGAGUUUAUUUUUGUAUUUUGUGCGGGGCUCAGGCCUGGGUCUGCACACUCCGGCCCAAAGGGCCGGAGACCCAGCAAGCGGUACCCAGGGGUCACCCGCCCACUUGUACCCCCCGCCUUGCCCAUCGGGCAGCGUGCACUGAGUGUCACUUUGCUGCAGCUGGUUUGUUUCCAAUAAAAGUUUCCGUGACUUA